AGCACUCUGACGUUUCUAGACGCGUUUCCGCAAAGCACUGUGGGAAGCGUGUUUCCUAACUUCUACGACGUUAGUCCUUCUGGGAACGCAUAGAGAGGUGUGGAUCGUAGUUAGGACGGCGUUAUGGAUACAUUGUCCGGUCCCACGGUGAAGGCGGAGGGCUUUGCGAUGUUUCCACCCGGAGCAGCACCGCCGCAAGAAUGCCCCAUGCACCAGAAUCCCAAACCCAGUGCCCCCCCAUCAGGGUGUCCCAUGCGCCAACCCUCCACGCCGGCCGAGACCCCCGCCGCCCCCUUGGCCCCCGCCCCCUCCUCGCCCCCCCCAGCCCACCAGGAGAGGGCGUAUGAGUUUGUCGAGUGCCCCAUGAAGGCAGCCAACAGGGACAAGUUUAAAGUGUCGGACAUUGAUCCUUCCAACAUGAUGCCUCCACCCAAUCAGCAGCCUGCUCUUGGCCAACCCUUCUCCCUGUCAGUGAAUAGGGAGGAGUCUCAGAUUCCGAGGGCGGGGUCAGAGCAGAACUGGGUCUACCCCUCUGAGCAGAUGUUCUGGAACGCCAUGCUCCGGAAGGGGUGGCGCUGGAAGGAGGAUGACCUGGGGCAGAAGGACAUGUCCAACAUCAUCAAGAUCCACAACAGGAACAACGAACAGGCCUGGCAGGAGAUCCUCAAAUGGGAGGCCCUCCACAAGAGAGACUGUCCCUGCGGCCCCACCCUGAUUCGCUUCGGGGGUAAAGCAAAGGAAUUCACCCCCAGAGCUCUCUUCCGGAGCUGGAUAGGGUACGGUCUUCCGUUCGACCGGCACGACUGGAUCGUGGACCGCUGCGGUCGUGAGGUCCGCUACGUCAUCGACUACUACGACGGUUCGGAGGUGAACCGUCAGAACGACACGGUCCUGGACGUCCGACCUGCCUUCGACUCGCUCGGUGCCGUCUGGGACCGUAUGAGGGUGGCGUGGUGGAGGUGGACACACUGAGACCUGGGUGCCGAUUCAUCGUGUACUUCCGCUGAGCUGCUGCUUCUUCAUCCAGAUAUUAAACGGCACUGUGUGCUGUUGGCUUGUAAAA
This is a messenger RNA of Hypomesus transpacificus, 1063 nucleotides long. Its product is annotated as holocytochrome c-type synthase-like. Gene Ontology annotation, molecular function: holocytochrome-c synthase activity. Bases 124 to 972 code for a protein of 282 amino acids. The record is from RefSeq and is a predicted model, not a curated record. Gene Ontology annotation, biological process: cytochrome c-heme linkage. The transcript has 7 exons. Gene Ontology annotation, cellular component: mitochondrion. Lineage: Eukaryota; Metazoa; Chordata; Actinopteri; Osmeriformes; Osmeridae.